AUGUGCGGGAUUCAAAAGUCUACUGAGCGGUGCACAAAGUGCGGCACAGAUAUAUCCAACGCCGAGGAAAGGCACUGGUGCCAGGAGGCCCUGGAAAAUGGAGAAUUCGGAAAAUGCAAGAAACGCGUCGACACCACCAAGGUCACUUUCAAAUCGCACGAAUCGUGUGAAGGAACCAACAUUGAAGGUGAAGCGGCCUUUCCCAUGGGCAGUGUUUUCGACGACUUCAAUCCGUUGGAGGAAUUUUCCGAGAACAUGGCCCGCCACACUGAUGCUUUUUUUCGCAACAACCGCGGCGGCAGAGCUGGCAUGGAGGCGUGGCAUGAACUGAACAGGAAUGCGGCCCGUGAAAGAGAGGCGUUGCGUGAAAGGGCCCGCGAGCGCUCGAGGAGAUGGAUGGGCCAGGGGCGGAUGGUUUAA
This is a messenger RNA of Metarhizium robertsii ARSEF 23, 420 nucleotides long. Its product is annotated as Ribonuclease H-like protein. The record is from RefSeq and is a predicted model, not a curated record. The transcript has a single exon. NCBI's taxonomy places the organism in Eukaryota, Fungi, Ascomycota, Sordariomycetes, Hypocreales, Clavicipitaceae. The coding region runs from base 1 to 420 and encodes 139 amino acids.